GUCGCGGUGGGUGGAUGAGCAAUAUUUACAUAAUAUAAAUAUUAUUCAAUUUUUACGUUUUUAUUGUGGCGUGUAAAUGUAAAUUGCUCUGCUCUCGAAUAAUAAUCUAAUAAUAAUAUUUUUAUUGGCAAUACAUAUUUGUGUUAAAAACACGCGGCGAGCGAGCUCUUUAUCGCGUGUAAUUGUGGGAAAUCCACAAUCUUUCGUCGCGCUUAUCAAAAAUUCUGUGAAAAUAUCACUUGUAUGAGAUAUGCACAAUAAUAGUUAUGAUAUACAUACAUAAGUAUUCCAUGGAAUUGCGCUAUAUUUAAAUAACGUAUAUACAUUUAAAUAUAUCGUAUAAAUGUGAGUGUGUGUGUGUCCAGUGCAAAUUCGUUAUAAAAUCGUUAUUGUGAUAUGAAGCAUAUAGAUAAAAAACCGUAAUCUAAUUACUGUUAUUUAGCAACAAUAUUCACCAAUAUCCACCACAUCUUCAGAAUUCGUCACUUCGUGAAAGCGCCCGGAGUCGUAAAGCUUUAAGCGUCAACUAUUUCGAAAUUUUUAUUUGAUAAGCACAAUAAAGGAAGAGAACACUAAGCAGCUCAAUAAAACAAAAAUAAUAAAUAAAAAUACAACUAAAUAAAUUAUCAAAAUAAACGAUCGUUAAAUACACUUACUGCACGAAAGCACGUAUACAAAUUUAAAAACGAGCAAAUCUAUUAUACAUCAAAAAUGUUGACUUCAACGGAACGUCUCGACGCAACGAUCAGUUCAAAGCACAGUGACUAUGGCAGCACAACGUUAAAAAAUCGCGCUCCAACAACUAACGGUCAAGAAUCAACAGCCGAAAUACACAUUGCGACCGACGCAGCUGCACUAGUAUCGUGCGAAAAGAACAGUGAUCACAUUAAUAGUGACCAGUCAACGGAGCAUUAUCAUUCCAGUGACAGUGCGGCAGCUAGUGGAUCCGAUCGCGCCUAUCAGAGUCGCUCGAACCCGCUAACAACUUACACUUCAAGCCUCUUUGCCGCUGCGAGUAGUGUUUCCUCGCCGUCGCGUUUUCAAACACGCCAAUCCCGUUAUCCGCGUUACGCCUACAGUAAAAUGGAUUCGUAUAUCGAUGAGAAGUCCACCGCUCCGAAAUCCUUUUGGAAGACGGCUAGAUUUCUACGUUUCGAAACCUUUCUAUUUAUUUUGAACCAAAUGUGCAUUGGUUUUGUGACCAUCUACAUGAGCUGGCUGUGCAUCACCAAAGGUUUGCAGAAGACCCCACUGCAUGCGUGGUUGGUGACACUCGGAUACUCACUGUUGAUGGCCGAAGCGGUGAUGAUACACUACAACGCCAAUCCGCUGACGUCACACUACAAACGGCAUGAGAAGCACACAAUACACUGGGUGCUGCAACUGGCAGGCGGCGGACUGGGCAUGGGCGGUACGCUAUAUAAAUGCAUACAGAAGGGUUUUCUGCUAUCGAGCACGCAUGGCAAACUGGGUUUCGCCUCAUUCAUCUUCUGCUUGGUGUCUUGGCUAAGCGGUUUAACCGCGCUUUAUCAGCUCAAAAUGAAGGGCUGUGUACGUCCAUUAUUUAAUCGCACAUUCCACAAUUUGAUCGGCCUUACAUGCUUCGUACUAGCGCUUCUAGCUCAAUUUUAUGGUUAUCAAACGGGUUUCUUUAUAAGAGCUCACCCAGAUGGAUCCACUCUUCCCAUUUGCAUGAAAACCAUAACGCUCAUUUCGCUGGUGCUCUCUUGUAUUGGACCAAUAAAAGCGCUGCUGCAGAAGAUACGGAUCAUUGUAAGAGACUAAUAUUUCAUAUGUUUAUUGUGGCCAUCGGUCUGCAUUUGGACGUCCUCAUACUAUAUAUAAAUUAUAUAUUUAUAGUUUAUAAAGUGUAAUAUAUUUGCAUAUUCCAAUUUUUCAUUACAUUCUCUGUAAAAUUGUAUUCAUUAUUAUCAUUUAAAUUAAUAUAAAAUAAAUCUGAAAUGCUCAAUUUGA
Bactrocera dorsalis (oriental fruit fly) is the source of this 1974-nucleotide messenger RNA. RefSeq lists its product as uncharacterized. The coding region runs from base 712 to 1785 and encodes 357 amino acids. Gene Ontology annotation, molecular function: transmembrane monodehydroascorbate reductase activity. The transcript has 4 exons. The record is from RefSeq and is a predicted model, not a curated record. NCBI's taxonomy places the organism in Eukaryota, Metazoa, Arthropoda, Insecta, Diptera, Tephritidae.